AUGUGAUAAACUGUUAAGAGCGUGUAUUUCAUGCACCAGCUGGGCUUCUGAUGUCAAACAGUUUGAUAAUCUGUAUGAUUUAUAAUGUCUGAUUGGGAAGACGACUAUGAUGCGGAUGGUGGCGUGAAAGUAAAAUCUGCACCGACAGUUCAACAAUCUGAAUGGCGACCCCAGUCCUCCAAAGGGAAAGAAAAUGUAUGUUUUGAGGUAAAGCGUGGUCAGCCUGCAGCGCUCGGAAGGAGCGACCAAGAUGGCCCACCGUGGAGAAACUGGAGAGACAAGGCUGACACGUGUGGUCGCGACUUUAGGAAUGGUGACCGUGAUGCUGGCAGGAAAGGUCGUGGUCAGACUGUUGGGACUGGUUCGGGUUCACCUUUGUCCUUCGCCGUGGACAAUUCGAUGAUUGGACGAGUAAUUGGUCGAGGUGGAAGUAAAAUUCGUGAACUUGAGGAGUCAAGUGGUGCAAGAAUAAAGGUCAACCGUGGGGAAUUUGAGGGCGAAGUUGUCAUCUUUGGUUACAGCGAUGUUCAGCAGAAAGCCAAGGAGAUGAUUGAUGACUUGGUUUCAGACAGUGGCCCAAGGUUUAGCGAUGGGCCAAGGGCACCUGCCCCUGCUGGCAGAAAAGGCUCCUGCUGGUCCUCAGCUGAACUGCAGUCGUCUGCACCUCAGUCCGAAGAGCAUAGGGAACGCAUUGACUGGCUAGCCUUCAGGGAGAACAAGGACAAGUACGCUGCCCUGAAGUGGCAAGACCUUCCUCCUUUGAAGAAGGACUUCUACAUAGAGGAUCCGACCGUCUCAGCUCGCACAGCAGAAGAAGUUGAUGCCUGGAGGAAAGAAAACAACAAUAUUUUUGUGGAUGAUAUUAAGGAGGAGGAGAAAAGGCCUAUCCCGAACCCAGUGCGCACAUUUGAGGAGGCCUUUCUGCAUUAUCCUGGGAUUAUGGAGAAUAUCGUUCGGGUGGGGUUCUCCAAGCCAACUCCUAUACAGUCCCAGGGCUGGCCCAUAGUCCUGAAAGGUUUGGACUUGAUAGGAAUAGCCCAGACUGGCACAGGGAAGACUCUGGCCUACCUCCUGCCAGGGUUCAUUCACAUGGACGAGCAGCCACUGCGAAGGGACAGACUUGAAGGGCCUGGUAUGUUGGUGCUGACCCCAACUCGAGAGCUGGCCCUUCAGAUUGAGACUGAGUGUAACAAAUACAGCUACAAAGGCUUCAAGAGUAUCUGUAUCUAUGGCGGUGGAGACCGCAGGGCCCAGAUCAGCAUGGUUCGCAGCGGCGUGGACAUAGUCAUCGCCACCCCGGGCCGGCUUAACGACCUGCAGAUGAACGACCUGAUCAACCUGCGCUCCGUCACCUACCUCGUUUUAGAUGAGGCCGAUCGGAUGUUGGACAUGGGUUUCGAGCCUCAGAUCAUGAAAAUCAUUUUGGACAUUCGACCUGACCGUCAGACGCUCAUGACCAGUGCCACCUGGCCACCAGGCGUGAGGCGUCUGUCCAAAUCCUACCUGAAGGACCCCAUGAUGGUGUAUGUGGGCACUCUAGACUUGGCGGCAGUGAACACAGUCACGCAAACAGUGUUGUUUGUUCAGGAGGAAGAGAAGAAAGCGUAUGUGUUCGACUUCAUCAGCAACAUGGAGCCUGAGGACAAAGCUCUGAUCUUCGUGGGCAGAAAGGCCUAUGUGGAUGACCUUUCCAGUGACCUCUCCCUAAGGGGCAUCGCUGUCCAGUCCCUCCACGGUGACCGGGAGCAGUGUGACCGAGAGGAGGCCCUGCAGGACUUCCGAGAUGGUAAUGUGCGUAUACUGGUGGCCACUGACCUGGCAUCCAGGGGAUUGGAUGUCAGUGAUAUCACACACGUCUUCAACUUCGACUUUCCACGGAACAUUGAAGAGUAUGUCCAUCGUGUGGGACGCACAGGACGAGCAGGGCGCUCAGGAGUGUCUGUAACGCUGGUGACGAGAGAUGACUGGAGUAAGGCGGCAGAGCUGAUCAACAUUCUUGAAAGAGCUGGUCAGGAGGUUCCGGAGGAGUUGGUCCUAAUGGCAGAACGGUUCGAGAAACGACAGAGAGAGAGGGCCAUGAUGCCCUCAGGAGAUGGGAGAGGAGGCGGGAGAGGAGGUGAUGGGAGACGAGGACGAGGAGGAGGGCGAAGGGAUAAAGAAUGGAUUUAGAGAUUCCAACUGGGGAUUCUGAUCCGCAGGUGCCAUACAAACAGCAUCACGUGUUUGAGUGGUUUUCGCUUACAUCCAUUAAUUCCUAUAAUGCAAACCAUGGUGUAUUAAAUUGUCUUGUUAUUAGGUUAAAUUGGGAUUGUUCUAGGUUGCCUAACUGUAUAUGCCUUUAGGGUGGAUAGACUUUAGAAGCAUGAAUCUAGUGUAUAUAAUCUAAUACACUAGAGCCGCCACAGGAUCAGGAGGCCUCCUGAAAAGUGUUUCUAGGUGUCCAGCGUUCCAAGUGUUUGUUUGCUAUAAACAAUAAACGAUUGCUUUACUCGGUUCUAGUUCAUUGGAAAUUUCAUUUAAAUAAUUUUGAGUUGCCUUGUUGAAAUAAAAUUGCCACAGUUGCAUCUUUAAAUAAUAAA
Clupea harengus (Atlantic herring) is the source of this 2579-nucleotide messenger RNA. It is a transcript of the gene ddx43, whose product is annotated as DEAD-box helicase 43. Lineage: Eukaryota; Metazoa; Chordata; Actinopteri; Clupeiformes; Clupeidae. The record is from RefSeq and is a predicted model, not a curated record. Gene Ontology annotation, molecular function: RNA binding; ATP binding.